This is a messenger RNA of Prunus armeniaca (apricot), 390 nucleotides long. The record is from the annotation of a GenBank genome assembly. Lineage: Eukaryota; Viridiplantae; Streptophyta; Magnoliopsida; Rosales; Rosaceae.
AUGAUGUUGAGCAUGGACUUGAGAGUACAGCUGGUUAAUAUUGCAAAUGCUGGGGACGAGUUCUUUGGAAGUGACCAAGGAUUGCCUUUCCUCAACAUGACUUGUUGGCCAUACAGCUGUGUGCAGAUGUUGUCCAGGAUGCUGGUAGCGAGGGUUUUCAACACCCUAAUGGCAUUUAUUUGGUUAGAAAUAAUAGUGUACACAGCUUCUGCAAUUACCUGGGAGCAACUUGUUAGAGAGCAGUUUAAUCCUCACCGUGCAGCAACGCCGGUUGUCGGGAGAGAUGAGUCCUCCAAGGAUACAUGUGACAUGUAUAUUGCAAGCGUAUGCUCGCCAUGGACGCAUUCACAGCAUCAACGCAAAUGGGCACUACUGUCAUGUGAUGAGUAA